AUGUCUAAUUUUAUGAACAAGUUAUCUGAUAAGUUUUCUGGUAACGACAAGAAGUCUGGCAAAGACUAUAACCAAGGAGACAACAUGGGUAGUGGAAACUACGAUUCUUCAAGACAAGAUUCUGGAUAUAUGGGCCAAUCUAUGGGGACUGGUGGGUAUGACAACUCUGGAUCUGGUGGAUAUGACAACUCUGGCAUUGGUGGCUCAAACCUUGGUGAAGAUGACAAAAUUGACUGGAACCGCGGUGGUGAUUCACAAGACUACAGCCAAUCUCAAUACGGUGCUCAAGGUACUAACGAUGACUACAUGAAGAAGGGCAAAGGUAUGUCUGGAAUGAGUAAGAGGGGUCAAGAAAGAAACACCAGAAGCCAAACCAGACAAAAAAUGAACGAAGACUUGGAUAACCCAGAUUAUGGGGACUCUGGUAACACUGGCUAUUAA
This is a messenger RNA of Saccharomycopsis crataegensis, 441 nucleotides long. RefSeq lists its product as uncharacterized. Bases 1 to 441 code for a protein of 146 amino acids. NCBI's taxonomy places the organism in Eukaryota, Fungi, Ascomycota, Saccharomycetes, Ascoideales, Saccharomycopsidaceae. The transcript has a single exon. The record is from RefSeq and is a predicted model, not a curated record.